AUGCCUCGAUCCAGUCGUCCUACCGGCCACGAGACGCCGGAAUCGAAUGUUGAGCUGGAGGCUGUUUCUGACAAUCCAACGGAUGGAGAGGUCAGUUUGGCUUUCCCCGAAGGAGGGAGAGAGGCAUGGAUCUGUUUACUGGGGUCAUCUUUGAUGAUGUUCCCUUCAUUUGGCUUUCAAACUGCAGUCGGAUCGGUUCAGGACUAUAUCAGCACGCAUCAGUUGACCGAAUAUGGUGAUCGCGACGUCGGCUGGAUUACUGCCGUACUUGUGUUUCUGACAUUGUUUCUCGGGGUGCAAGUUGGGCCGCUUUUUGACCGCUACGGACCAAGAGUAUUGUUGAUCUGCGGCUCAUUGGCGAAUUUCAUCUCCUAUAUACUCCUCGCGCAAUGUUCACGGUACUGGCAUUUUAUGCUGUGCCUCGGAGUGCUCUGUGGGAUUUCAUCUGCCGUUAUAACGACCGUUUCAAUUGCCGUCCUCAGCCACUGGUUCAAUCGACGCCGCGCAUUAGCGUCCGGAAUAUGUAUGGGGGGCUCGUCGGCCGGCGGUGCGGUUAUUCCGCUGAUGUUACGAUCGCUAUUCGAAAAAUACGGCUGGGCUUGGGCUAUUCGCAUAGUCGCGUUUAUGGCCCUGGGGUGCUAUAUCAUUGGGAUUAUGCUUGUGCGAGGACGUCUGCCCAACGGACAAAAGAGCCGAGUGACCAUUGAUCUUGGAGCGUUUAAGUCCCCUCGGCUCUGCUUUCUGGCCGUGGCUGUCUUCUCAUUUGAGUUCAUUAUAUUCGGUUGCGCCGCAUUGCUGCCAGCGUAUGUCCGUUAUAGCGGGUUCUCGUUGGACCUGCAAUUCUAUUCCCUCACCGUCUUGAAUAGCAUGAGUCUUCUCGGGAGGGUCCUUCCGGGCUUUGUCGCCGAUAAAGUUGGUCGAUUUAACAUCCUGCUGGCUCUAGUUGCAAUCACCAUGAUCAUUAUGGCGGGGGUUUGGUUACCCUGUGGAUCGCACAGCGAAGAUACCAUCUAUGCCGUUGUUGCGAUUUUCGGAUUCGGCUCUGGGGGAUGGCUCUCGCUGGCUCCGGUUUGUGCUGGGCAGCUGUGUGAUACCAAAGAUUAUGGUAGGUUUUACGGGACUGUAUACUCAGUUGCCUCGUUUGGGGUUCUAGUUACUGUUCCGGCUGGGGGACAGUUGUUGCAAGCGACAACACCCCGGGUUUUGAUUGGGUUCUAUUCUGCGGUGUUGCUUGUGGGAUUCGUGAGCGUCGCGAUGUCUCGUUGGGCUAUCUUGGGCUGGAAUUGGAAAUGGAAGGUCAAAGUGUAA
This is a messenger RNA of Aspergillus steynii IBT 23096, 1308 nucleotides long. Its product is annotated as putative MFS monocarboxylate transporter. The transcript is spliced from 2 exons. Bases 1 to 1308 code for a protein of 435 amino acids. The record is from RefSeq and is a predicted model, not a curated record. Gene Ontology annotation, cellular component: fungal-type vacuole membrane. NCBI's taxonomy places the organism in Eukaryota, Fungi, Ascomycota, Eurotiomycetes, Eurotiales, Aspergillaceae. Gene Ontology annotation, molecular function: transmembrane transporter activity. Gene Ontology annotation, biological process: transmembrane transport.